Molecule: messenger RNA, 6768 nt
Organism: Alosa sapidissima (American shad)
Lineage: Eukaryota; Metazoa; Chordata; Actinopteri; Clupeiformes; Clupeidae
Gene: heatr1
Product: HEAT repeat containing 1
Exons: 45
Coding region: 88-6555 (2155 amino acids)
Biological process (GO): positive regulation of transcription by RNA polymerase I; maturation of SSU-rRNA from tricistronic rRNA transcript (SSU-rRNA, 5.8S rRNA, LSU-rRNA)
Cellular component (GO): small-subunit processome; t-UTP complex; 90S preribosome
Molecular function (GO): snoRNA binding
Source: RefSeq, a predicted model, not a curated record
CCGGAAGUACUUCCAAAGAUCUAUUACGUAGUGGGUCACAAAACACAUGUGGAUGCAAAGAGGUGCUUGAACAAGGACAAAUUCAAGAUGACAUCUCUAGCCCAACAGUUAAAGCGCCUGGCCUUGCCCCAAAAUGACCCAAAUCUGUUCACCCGACGGGAGAUUGCAUCCUUGCUCUUCAACCCUAAAGAGGCAGCGAGCACAGAUAGAAGCACCUUCUAUGCGCUUGGAUGCAAUGGACUGGAGGAACUACUGGGGAUUGAGCCUGCAUUUGAGGAGUUUCUAGAGACACUCUUCAGCAAUGCCUCUAUGGAUCUGGAACGUAGUGUCCAGUCUAAAGAAGUCAAUAAGAAGCUGGACAGCGAUAUUGACCUAUUCCUCACUCGCCUUUCUCCCUACUUCCUUUUGAAACCAGCACUGAAGUGUAUCGAGUGGCUUUUGCAUAGGUUUCACAUUCAUUUAUACAAUCCAGACAGUCUUAUAGCAUGUGCUCUACCGUAUCAUGAGACCAAAAUAUUUGUCAGAGUCAUUCAGCUUUUGAAUAUAGAGGAUCCAACUAACCGCUGGAACUGGUUACAUGGACUCCAGAAACCAGGUGUACCCUUGGCCAAAGGGACACUUCUGACUCAUUGUUACAAAGAUCUGGGUUUCAUGAACUUCAUCUGCAAACUGGUCACCAAGGCAGUCAAGGCGUACUCAGAAUUCACCCGCGACGGUCACUGUGCCCAGCUCCGUGUGAUCUUCUCGUUCUACGCAUCCACCAUCGUAGCAACUCUGGAUGCAGCAGAAAAGAUUACGGACUCAAUCAUCGCUAAGAUUUUGCCCAACGUACAGCUGGGCUUGAAGUCCUCCCUUGUGGACUACAAGGCGGCCACCUACAUGAUAGUGUGCCAGCUGGCGGUGAAGGUGGUCAUGGAAGCGCACCUGGUGGACUCACUGGCCGUGCAGGUCAGCAAGUCUCUGUGCAGGGCCCCGCUGCUGGCCAGAGAGGGCCUGGGCUGCCUCAUUGUCCUGCUGCAGAACCAGAAGGAGGGAACGGUGGGACCAAAAGCAUACGGGCACUUGUGUGGGGUUCCUGACCUGAUCCCCACACUUUCGAACAUGGCAUCAUCAUAUGACAUCAGUCCUCUCCUCCGUUACCUCCUCCCUCUCCUCGUUCACUCUGUCAUCACUCAGUCGGAUGAGAAGGAGGAGAUGCAGACAGAUGUGGCCUCAGAGACCAGCAGCCACAGGAGUUUAUUCAGCUCUCUCCUCCAGGAGGUUCCUCUGACCAGCAGCCUAGAUGCCACAGUAGCCAAGUUGCUUCUAGAAGAGUACCUCUCCCAUGGUAACCAACUGCCCUCAGAAGAGAUCUCCUCCCUAAACCAGCAAAUGCAGCCAGUGGUGCGACUCUUUGAAUCAAAGUAUCCUGGAGCUCUGGAUGCUGCUUUGGACAGUCAUGUCCCAGAUGUCUCUUCUUCCAAGGACAGAAGCCUUUUCCACCAGUUCAUAUCUCUCUCCAUGAGUAGUGGCAAAUAUGAGAUCCUGGCUGAUUCGGACACCUCCCUUAUGCUCAGUCUGAAACACCCCCUGCCUGCUGUGAGGAACAUGGCUUUGGAGCACCUGAAGGAGGUCCUCCGCAAAGGACAGGAGGGCUUUGACGAGGCCUUCCUGAAGGAUGCUUUGCUUGAGCGCCUUGAGGAUCACGUUCCUGAUGUGGUCUCUGCAGCCUUGCAAGCUCUUGAGCUAUAUGUUGACCGCCUGGACUGUGAGGACACAGUUUCCAGUUUGCUCUCACUCCUUCAGCGCACUGACCUCACUGCCAAGGGAGACUGGUAUCCUGUGCUGAAGCAAGCCAUCCAGAUCCUGGACGACCCCCGUGUGGUGGAGGGCAACGCGAAACUGAAGGCCCGUGUAGGCUGGGAGCUGCUGCCCUACCUGGUGGUGACGAGCCCCGUGCCGGACUCCCCCGAGCUCCAGCUGGCCUGCCAUGUGGCCCAGACCUCCCUCCUCUCCCAGCUCCCCCUCACCAAGGGCUGGGCCAAUGUGCUUGAGGAAGUGCUGCAGAAAACUCUUGAAGCUGACAUUGUGGGAGUGGCCAACCAGCAGCUCAUACUGACCCUGACCAAAAACCUGUCCGCCAUGGAUGCAGGCUCAAAGCGCACCACUAUGGAGGAGGUGGCGCAGGCUCUGGAGAAGCAGAAGAGUGGCGUGAGGGAGAGGGCUGCGUUUGUGGUGCUGAGCCACACACUGCUGCAGGGCAUAGUGGACCUGAGCGAGACCCAGCACCUCCUCACUGCCCAGAGGCUCUACAGCCUGCUGGAGCCCGCCAUCAUGGAGCUCCUCGCCCGGCCUCCAGAACAGGUGCCUGUGGGAACCUGUCCCCCGGCCUUUGUGGCGGAGCAUCUGGGAGAGUACCUGCACCUGCUGCGCUCGGGCCAGGACGCCCAGAGAGAGCAGACCAUGCUGUUGGUGUCCCUCCUCAGCCAGUUCAUCAGCAGCCUCAAGAGCCCUCAGUCUGGCUUCAAAGGGGAGACGUGGUGGAACCCAGAGAAGCUGGACACGAGUACAUGCUGCUACCUGCGCCUCCUGUGUCGCCUCUUUGACGCGGUCAUCACAGGGGCCAGUCAAGGACCUCUGACCUCUAGCUUCAGGGUCCUCCUGCAGCUGCUCUUCCAGGUGCACCUGAGCAACUCUCUGGAGCUCUUCAAGUUCCUGUCUCUGCUGUGGGGCUACAGCUGCAACCUGAGCGACCAGUUGGAGUGUAAAGUGAGUGCCAUCCUGCAGACCCAGGCUUUGUACGUGGGCAAAGCCCUCCUGGCCGCCCAGUCCCCCCCGAACCUCACCGCGUUGGCAGCGGACUCAUCUCCAGUGGUACCCUCCCUGCUGGUGUGUCUGUGCUCUCCAGUGUGUGAGGUGCGCAGGGCAGCGGUGGCCUGUCUGCAGGCCCUCCCGGCGGCCAGCUCCUCUCCGUUCAUCCCUAUGGUCACGGCCCUGCUUAAGGCCACAGAGGAGCUCAUCUCUGACCCGGCCUACCUCAGCCAGGCCCUCGGGAAGCUGUAUGAGGAGGCCCUCUCGGCAGGAGCCAAGAAGAGCAAGCAGCUGGUGGCCGUGGAGCAGCUGGUGAAGUGUGUCCAGAGCCCCAGCUGUCCAGCCUACAUGGGCAAAGCCUUGCUCAGGGCUCUCCAAGAGGUCAAUGGAGAGAGAGUGCUGGCCAUCGUCCUAACCCCGCUGGAUCUUCUGCUGGACCAGUUUGGCUCCGACAUCUCUGCAUUCGAGGGCGACGAGGGCCUGCUGGUGCAACUCAUGCUGGGCAAGUUCGACGAGCAGUCGGCCCCUCUCCUGGCCAGCGAGCCCCGCAGCCUGGACGUCCUCCUCAAAGCCAUGGGCACCCGGGCCCAGCCCUACCCCACGCUCCCCAGCGUCCAGGUCAUGGGUCUGGAGAAGAUUACCAAGGCCUUCUUCUCAGCUCUUGGUGAUGAGAAGGUCCAGCAAAGAAUUCUGGGAGUCAUGUUUGAUUUGCUGGUGGAUUGCAAGAAUCCAGUCUGUGCCCAGACCAUAAACAAUGUCUUCAAAGCGAUCGCUGUGGAUGCUGAGCUGGUGGCUAAUGAGUUGACGCCUGUAGAAAAACCCAAAGUGUCUACGAGCGUGGUGCAGACUCGUAGGAGUAUGAGACUGAAGAAAGGGCAGGAUGCCGCGGCCCCUGCUGAGGAGACUGCGUCCGUCUCCUGGCAGAGGGUGACCCUCAUCCUGGAGCUGCUGCAGCACAAGAAGAAGCUCAAGAGGCCACAGAUCCUGGUGCCAGCUCUGUUUAACCUCCUGGCCAGGAGUCUGGAGGUGCAGUCAGCAGAGCAUGGCAACAUGGAGUACACCAAACAGCUUCUUCUCAGCUGCCUGCUCAACGUCUGCCAGAAGAUCUCUCCCGAUGGCAAGCCAGUCAGCCAAGAGGUUCUCGACGAGGACAAGAUGAAUGUGGAGCUUGUGGUUCAGUGUGUGAGGGUGUCGGACAUGCCCCAGACCCACCACCAUGCUCUGCUGCUGCUGGGCACUGUGGCUGGUGUCUUCCCUGAGAAGGUCCUUCACAACAUCAUGCCUAUAUUCACCUUCAUGGGCGCCAACAUCAUGCGCCUGGAUGAUGCCUACAGCUUCCAAGUCAUUAACAAAACUGUGCAGACAGUCAUUCCUGCUCUCAUACAAGCCUACGAAGGCGGCUCUCCCCAGUCCGAGGCCCACAUGGAGUGCGUGGUGACCAAGAUCAUGCACGUGUUCACGGACGCGCUGCCCCACGUGCCCGAGCACCGACGCCUGCCCAUCCUCUCCCAGCUGAUGGUCACCCUGAGCCCACCCCGCUUCCUGUGGAUGCUCCUGCUGCUGCUGUUCAAGCAGCACGCCACCCAGACCUCAGCCAACGUCAGCGCUACAGAGAAGGAUUUGGCUCUGGAGAACGAUGUGGACUUCUGGAUUUCAAUCUGCUGUGAAUUUGAGGUGAAAGACCAGCUCACAUCUCUCAUUAAAAUCCUGAAGUAUCUCAUGGUAUUGCCUCAAGACAAAGAGGAUGAUUCUGACACCAGAAAAGCACGGGCCAAGAAGACAGAAGAGACAGCCAUGGAACUCAUCUUCAACAUUGAAGCUCACAGCAGCAAGGAGCUUCGCCAUUUCAAAUUCCUGUCUGUCUCCUUCAUGUCCCAACUACUGGCCUCUAACCGCUUUGUUGGAAAGGUGGCAGAUCAGGAAGAAGUGUCCAUUGAAACCAUGCAGGCCCUUCAGCAGAGUCUACUUGAGGAGAUUCUGUGCUACAUCCACACUGUGGCUCGCUGUGUGGAGGACAACUGCAACAACCCCACCGCCAAAUUCUGGAGAGCACUGCUCAACAAGUCCUACGAAGUCCUAGACAAAGUGAACUCUCUGCUCCCCACAGACACCUUCAUCAAGGUGAUCAGAGGCCUGAUGGGGAACCAGCUGCCCUCAGUGAGGAGGAAAGCCAUGGAGCUGCUCAACAACAAACUACAGCAGAAGACUCAGUGGCAGGAAGAGCAGGUGGUGGCGUUGCUUCCACUCACUGGAGACCUGCUGGCCGUUCUGGGCCGCGGAGGCCCACAGCGUCCGGGCGAGACCCAGGAACAGGAGGAGCAGGCCAUCAACCGGCAGACGGCCCUCUACAGCCUCAAGCUUCUGUGCCGCAGCUUUGGGGCUGGCCACCCCGAGGCCUUCGUGCCGGUGCUGAGCCGCGCUGUGGAGCUGCUGCUGCUGCCCCGUGAGGAGAGGAACGUGAUGGGCAGUGCCCUGCUCUGCAUCGCUGAGGUCACCAGCACCCUGAAGGCUCUGGCCAUCCCACAGCUCCACAGACUGAUGCCAGCGGUGCUGAACACACUGGCUGAGCGUAAGGACCUGCUAUCCAAUGAGAUCUACCUGCUGAGCGCUGUAACGGCUCUGCAGAAGGUCUCUGAGACGCUGCCCCACUUCAUCAGCCCAUACCUGCUGGACACACUGCUGCAGGUGACACGUCUGACUCGGGUGGCAGAGCAGACCACCACGUGCCCCCAGUUGGCAGCACGCCUAUCCUCACUCCGCACAACCUUGGCCACCAAGCUGCCGCCCAGGGUACUACUGCCCACAGUUACCAAGUCUUACCAAAGUCUUGUGGAGUCCCAGCAGAACCGUCUUGGGCCAUUAAUGACUAUUUUGAAAGAACACAUCGCUCACAUGGAAAAGGACCUACUCAACUCCCACCAGUCAGAGCUCACCACCUUCUUCCUGUCAGCGCUGGACUUCCGAGCCCAACACUGUCAGGGUGAUCUGGAGAAGACCAAAGAGAUUGAGGGCUCAGUGAUCGAUUGUCUGUUGGGCAUGGUCAUGAAGCUUUCAGAGGUCACUUUUAGGCCUCUCUUCUUCAAACUAUUUGACUGGUGCAAGACGGAUGGCGCAGCCAAAGACCGACAGCUGACAUUUUACCGCCUGUCGGACAGCAUUGCAGAGAAGCUGAAGGGGCUGUUUGUGCUCUUCGCUGGCCAGCUGGUGAAGCCAUUCUCUGACCUCCUCCGCCAGAUUCACUCAGCUAAUACAGAUGAAGCCUUCUUCGAUGAAGAUGAUGACCAGGAGAAGAGUUGCCAACUGCUGCAGUAUGUCCUGGACUGCCUGCAGAAGGUCUUCCUAUACGACACAAUGCGCUUCCUCAGCAAGGAGAGGGCAGACGCCCUCAUGAACCCUCUUGUGGAUCAGCUGGAGAACAUGUUGGGUGGAGAGGAGGUCUACCAAACCAGAGUCACCAAACACCUGGUGCCCUGCAUUGGUCAGUUUGCCGUUGCUAUGGGAGAUGACACCCAGUGGAAGGUCCUUAACUACCAGGUCCUGCUGAAAACACGGCACAGCUCUCCGAAGGUGCGGUUUUCAGCUUUGCUCAUGGUGCUGGAGCUUGCUACGAGACUGAAGGAGAAUUACAUGGUCCUGCUGCCUGAAACCAUCCCCUUCCUGGCUGAACUCAUGGAGGAUGAGUGUGAAGAAGUGGAACACCAGGUUCAGAAGGUAAUCAAUGAAAUGGAGACCAUCCUGGGAGAGCCACUGCAGAGCUACUUCUAAAUGACCACUAGAGGGCAGCAAUCCAGAUGAUGUCAUCAGAGCAAGCUUGAAUGUCUACUUGUCCUCACGUGAAUAACAACUGCUAUGCAUGCAUGUUAAGUAAUAAAACUCAGAGCUAAAGAAAACUGUAGAAAUGUUUGCCUUUACAAUAAAAGGCCAAAAGUGAAAGUUGUAUUUGUCUCUUUGCUUUGGUAAUAAAAGAGAAAAAAGUUA